Molecule: messenger RNA, 2523 nt
Organism: Coffea arabica (coffee)
Lineage: Eukaryota; Viridiplantae; Streptophyta; Magnoliopsida; Gentianales; Rubiaceae
Molecular function (GO): protein binding
Source: RefSeq, a predicted model, not a curated record
AUGCGCGGCCAUUCCAUUCUGAUUGCCUCAUGGGCUCUUGCUGUAUCAAUAAUACUCAACAGAAGACAACUUUGCUCAGGUUGCUUUUUAGAAGAAAAACAUGCUCUCUUGGACUUCAAAGCUUCCUUAAAUGUGACUACAAAUGCUCAUCUUAUCCUUUCUUCGUGGACUGGAAAAGAAGGUGACGGAGCAAAUGAUGAUUGCUGCACCUGGGAACGGGUCAAGUGUAGUAAUAUUACUGGGAGAAUUGUUGAACUCCACCUUAGUUAUUUGCCAGAGAAUAUGUAUGUGGAUUGGACCGAUAGGUAUGUAAACAUUAGCACUUUCAUACCUCUGAAGGACCUGCGAACUCUAGACUUGAGUAAUAAUCUCUUCAAUGGUGAAGUGACAGGAAUUUGCAGUUUGAAGAAUCUCCAUGAACUUGACGUGAGUCACAAUAAUUUUUACGGGCCUACUCCUAUGUGCUUCAGAAACUUGACGUCUCUUCGAGUUCUUGAUCUCUCCAACAAUAUUCUCAGAGGAAACAUCCCUGCAGCUCUCAUUACUCCUCUCGUACACCUUGAGUAUCUAUCUCUCUCUGGCAACCUUUUUGGAGGUUCUUUUUCUUUCAAUUCUUUGGGCAACCAUUCAAAGCUUCAGGGGUUCGAACUUGGACCUUUGAACAAUGAUUCACAUGUCGACACUGAGGAUCUUGCUCUGCUCCCACCAUUUCAGCUAAAGGUUCUCUAUUUAUCUGGCUGCAACUUGAAUAAUCGGACUCGAAAAAUCCCAAGUUUCCUGCUCUAUCAGAAAGAAAUGCAAAUUCUUGAUCUGUCUUCCAAUAAGUUAGUCGGCCAGAUUCCUACUUGGCUUCUGCAAAAUAAUGCAAACUUAGAAGCUCUUGUUCUAAAGGAUAACUCUUUUACGGGUCCGUUUCUUGUAGAUGAUUCUCUGGGAAUAAAUCUAAUUCAAUUAGGCAUCUCAAACAAUGACGUCAGUGGUAAGGUUCCUCAAAAUAUCGGUUUAUCUUUUCCAGCUGUGUGGUACUUGAAUUUGUCACGAAAUUCAUUUGAAGCCAAUAUUUCCCACUCAUUGGGAAACUUGACAAUGGCAGAAACAAUUGAUUUGUCCCACAACAUGUUUUCAGGGGAGGUGCCAAGUCAAAUUGGAACUGGAUGUUUACGUCUUAGAAUAUUGGUAUUGUCUUACAAUAAUUUGCAUGGCAAUUUUCCUUCUGGGUCCACGAACUUAACAAGCCUAGAAUUCCUUCACUUGGAUAAUAACCAUUUUAUUGGGAGCAUUUCACAUGGAUUAUCUCGUUCUCCAAGUUUAACUUGGCUGGAUAUUUCAAACAACUCUUUUCAAGGCAAAAUUCCAAGUUGGAUUGGAAAUUUUUCAUCAUUGGAGGCUCUUGACAUGUCAGCCAACUUGCUAGAAGGUAGCUUACCAGAUGCUAUAUGCAAACUUUCACAUCUUGAAUUUUUAGACCUCUCCAAAAAUCAGUUGAUCGGACCUUUGCCAGCUUGCUCCGAGCUUACGUCAUUGAUGUUCAUCCACCUGCAUCACAACAUGAUCUCAGGGCCCAUCUCAAACAUGCUGUCUGGAAGCUUCAAUUUGAUGACACUCGAUUUGGGUUACAACAAGCUGUCUGGCGGUAUACCACGCUAUAUUGGUAAGCUUAAAGAGCUCAGGGUUCUUCUAUUGGGGGGAAAUGAAUUGCACGGUCAUAUUCCUUUGCACUUAUGUCAGCUGCAGAAUGUGACAAUUAUGGAUCUUUCUCAGAAUAAGUUUUCUGGGCCACUACCUACAUGCUUCAACAAAAUUUCUUUUGGCAGCGGGCAGUUCUCCAAAGAUGCAUUCACAAUAAACCUUCAUUUUUCGGCUGUGGAGAUAAUCUGGAGUGAGCAUUAUAUGACUACUUUUUCCGAACAAGAAAAAGUGAUAUUCACAACAAAAAAUAGAAGCGAACACUAUGCAGGGAAUAUAUUGAAUUUCAUGUCUGGACUUGAUCUGUCAUGUAACCAAUUGAUUGGAGCGAUUCCUCCUGAAUUUGGUGAUCUCAGACGUAUCCGGGCAUUAAAUUUAUCCCACAACUACUUGCAAGGAUCUAUUCCCUCAAGACUUUCAAUGUUGAACCAAAUAGAGAGCUUGGAUCUUUCUUACAACGAUUUGAGUGGUGAAAUACCUUCAGAGCUGGCAUCAUUGAACUUCUUGUCCAUCUUCAAUGUGUCAUACAAUAACUUGUCUGGCAGGGUACCUGAUACAGGGGAGUUUGCAAACUUUGACGACAGCAAUUAUAGAGGAAAUCCAGGUCUCUGUGGACCAUUGCUCAAGAGAAGUUGUAACCCCUUUGCUCCACACCCUGAAAAUGUUGGUGAUGAAGACUUAGAAGUUGAUGGUGCAAUUGAUGUGGCAGCAUUCGCUUGGAGCUUUUUUGCUUCAUAUAUGGUGAUCGUGAUUUCAUUAGUGGUCUUGUUCUUCAGAGAAAAAGCAAACAUGGAAAGUGUUCAAUUGGAACAUGAGAAGGAGAUGAAUUGGUCCUAA